AUGUGCAAAUUUCUUGCGUGCAUCGUUUUCGUUCAAUUGGCUUUUCAAAUCGAUCUCGUUGUGGGGCGCAGCGUAGAGUUCGUCACCGGCAGCUGCUCUUACAGUCCAAAAUACUUCAAAAACUUUUCGCUGACCAUAGUCGAAAACUUGAUGAAUAUGGACAUGGAUCUGAACAGACCCAUUCAGAGGGGCUUCAAGGCCCACUUCGACAUUCAGCUGCGACUGGCCAACGCCAAGAACUUUCAGUCCAUGUUUAACCAAAAGAACGACGUGUGCGCUGUGACGUCGAGUGUGAAGAACAGCCUGUUCAAGUCCUGGUUCAAGGAUAUGACCAAGUACAGUAACUUUAUGUACAAUUGUCCUGUAGAGGUGGGUCACUACUACUUGCGCAACUGGCGCAUGGGGAGUUCAAUGACCCACAAGUUUCUUAUCCCUGGUGAAUAUCGCGGAAAGGUAAGCUUCUUCUAUGGCAAAUACGGGACUAAGUCAUUCGAAGAAGCUUUGAAUUUGACGAUUGAUGCGAUCCUGUCUAACUAG
This is a messenger RNA of Drosophila rhopaloa, 537 nucleotides long. RefSeq lists its product as uncharacterized. Lineage: Eukaryota; Metazoa; Arthropoda; Insecta; Diptera; Drosophilidae. The record is from RefSeq and is a predicted model, not a curated record. The transcript has 2 exons. The coding region runs from base 1 to 537 and encodes 178 amino acids.